Mollisia scopiformis is the source of this 1932-nucleotide messenger RNA. RefSeq names its product MFS general substrate transporter. The record is from RefSeq and is a predicted model, not a curated record. The transcript is spliced from 4 exons. Gene Ontology annotation, molecular function: transmembrane transporter activity. Lineage: Eukaryota; Fungi; Ascomycota; Leotiomycetes; Helotiales; Mollisiaceae. The coding region runs from base 322 to 1806 and encodes 494 amino acids. Gene Ontology annotation, biological process: transmembrane transport.
CUUUUUAUUAAGCAAAUCUCCACGUUGGCGUAUGUCUCCUAUUCAAUAUAAAGGGGUGAAGGAGUUAGACUUCUUAACCCCGUGAACGGAACUUCCCAACAUUGCGAGGGUCAUCCGUAGUGCAAUACUCGUACUGUACAUAUAAAAUCAACAGCCUGUCUUUCCUAAUGCUUCUCUCUUCCAACAGCCUCUCUUUAUUCUUGUUUCUCUCUUCCACAAAACAUCCACUCUUAAUUGAUCUCAUUGCUGUCAGAUAUCGAGUACCCAACACGACACACACGCGCCAAUAUCCCAGAAUCACAAUACCCUCGACAGCAUAUCAUGGCGGCCGACUUGGAAUCCGCCCAUGAGAAGCCGGCCAUAUUGGAAGACGGCUGUCAAUCUAGCGAGCCUGACCAGACAACAAUUGAACAAGAGACAAAGGACAAUGUCGUCGACUGGGAUGGGCCCGACGAUCCCCAAAAUCCGCGCAACUGGCCAGCAUGGAAACGCAUGACCCAAGUCGUCCUCGCCAGCACUUUCUUACUCACUGCCAACCUCGCCGCGACCAUGUUCGCACCUGGAGCUGCCGCGCUGGCGAACGAGUUCCAUAUCACGAGUUCUACCAUUACCAGUCUCACCGUGUCCAUUUACCUAGCCGGCUUCGCCGUGGGGCCCAUGGUUAUUGCACCACUGUCCGAACUGUACGGACGUCUGGUCAUCUACCACACCUGCAAUGUCAUGUACAUUGGCUUUAUCAUCGGCUGUGCGCUGAGCAACGACACCGGCAUGUUUCUCGUUUUUCGAUUCCUGGCCGGAUGUGCUUCGUCGGGCCCAUUGACCGUGGGUGGAGGAACCGUCGCCGACGUCGUCCCGCCAGCUCAGCGGGGGAGGGUGAUGUCUGUGUUCUUCGUGGGACCACUUCUGGGACCAGUCUUGGGCCCAGUUAUUGGUGGCUUUGUGUCCGAAUCCAUUGGCUGGCGGUGGACUUUCUGGAUCAUCAUAAUCCUAGCAGGAGUGUCAUUUACGGUAUCAAUCUUCCUCCUCCGUGAGACCAAUGCCGUCGUGCUCCUCGGAUGGAAAGCUGCUCGCCUCCGGAGAGAAACUGGUAAUACUACUCUAGUUUCGAAGAUGGAUCGAGGCCUGGCCCCCCGCCAGCUGUUCCUCCGCGCGAUCACUCGACCAACAAAACUUCUCAUCCUAUCGCCAAUAGUCCUCCUCCUUGCCCUCCUGUGCGGGUUCAUGUUCGGCCUCAUCUUUAUGCUGUUCACCACGUUUCCCACGGUCUUUGAGGAACAAUACCACUUCUCCGCCGGCGUUUCUGGCUUGUCAUAUCUCGGCCUUGGGAUUGGCAUGGCCGUCUCUCUAGGAGUCUAUGCCACCGUGAGCGACAAGCUGCAAAAGGCACUUGGAGACUCGCCCAAACCUGAAGGACGCCUGAAGCCCAUGAUGUGGGUCAUGCCAGCCGUGCCCGUCGGCAUCUUCUGGUAUGGCUGGGCCGCCGAGAAGCAGACACAUUGGAUCGUGCCCAUCAUCGGCACCUCCUUCUUUGGAUUCGGCUUUCUCUGGGUCGUGAUGCCCGCUCAGCUCUACAUGGUGGAUGCUUUUGGCCCGGAGGCUGCUGCCUCUGCGUUGGCUGCGAACGUGGUUGUCCGACUUCUUUUUGCGGCUUUCAUUCCAUUGGCAGGGCCGUCUUUGUAUGCAGCUCUAGGACUUGGGUGGGGGAAUAGCGUCCUAGGGUUUAUAGCCGUGGCUUUUCUUCCAGUGCCAUUCUUCUUCUAUCGUUACGGAGGGUGGCUUAGGGAGCGUUUUGCUGUGACGUUAUAACAUACCAUGUUGAGGUUGAGGUAUCAUAGAUAUCUUUUACCAUUUGCAGCACUUUUCACAAGGAGAUCGUUGCGACUUUCUGCUAUUUCAUUCCCUACAUAGCUAGUUUUCGAUGAUAGAUUUAAU